Molecule: messenger RNA, 1596 nt
Organism: Miscanthus lutarioriparius
Lineage: Eukaryota; Viridiplantae; Streptophyta; Magnoliopsida; Poales; Poaceae
Source: the annotation of a GenBank genome assembly
AUGCUCGGAAUCUUGUACCAGCUCGUCGUCGUGGCCGCCAUCUGCGCCCUCUCCUGCGGCAGCAUCGCAGUCGCCUCAGUUUUCAAUGCGACCGACGCGUUCCUCGUGUGCCUCGUCGGCGCCGGCGUCCCGCCGCGCCUCCUGCAGACCCCGGCGUCCCCGUCGUACUCUGCGCUGCUGCUCUCCUCCGUGCGCAACCUCCGCUACGUCACGCCGGGCACCCCGCGGCCGCUCGCCAUCGUGGCCGCCGCCGAGCCCGCCCACGCGCAGGCCGCCGUACGCUGCGGCCGCCGCCACGGCGUGCGCGUCCGCGCCCGAAGCGGCGGGCACGACUACGAGGGCCUAUCCUACGCCUCCCUCGACCCCCGCGAGCGCUUCGCCGUGUUCGACCUCGCCGCUCUCCGCGACGUCCGCGUUGACUCCGCGCGCGCCGAGGCGUGGGCCGGAUCGGGAGCCACGCUCGGCGAGGUCUACUACGCCGUCGCCGCCGCCAGCCGCGUGCUCGCGUUCCCCGCGGGGAUCUGCCCCACCGUCGGCGUCGGCGGGCACCUCAGCGGCGGCGGGUUCGGCACGCUGAUGCGCAGGUACGGCCUCGCCGCGGACAACGUCAUUGACGCCGUCCUCGUUGACGCCGACGGGAGGCUCCUGAACCGGACCACCAUGGGGGAGGACCUGUUCUGGGCCAUCCGCGGUGGCGGCGGAGAGAGCUUCGGUGUCGUACUGUCUUGGAAGCUCCGCCUCGUGCGCGUGCCGGAGACAGUCACCGUGUUCACCGUGCGCCGGUCAAUAAGACAGUCCGCCUCGGAUCUCAUCACCAAAUGGCAGGCAAUCGCGCCGGCGCUGCCCCGGGACCUCAUCCUCCGGCUUGUCGUGCAGAACCAGCACGCGCAAUUUGAGGCCUUGUUCCUCGGCCGCUGCAGCCGCCUCCUUGACCACAUGCGAGCUCACUUCCCCGACCUUGGCGUCACCCAAACGGACUGCGAGGAGAUAAGCUGGAUCCAGUCCACCGUGUACUUCGCCUUCUACUCCAGCUCCAAGCCGCUGGAGCUGCUCCUGGACAGGAGCGGCGAGACGCGCAGGUACGUCAAGGCCAAGUCCGACUUCGUGCAAGAACCCAUCCCGCGGCACGUGUGGGAGAACACAUGGUCGUGGCUGGAGAAGCCCGAGGCCGGGCUGCUCAUCCUGGACCCCUACGGCGGCCGGAUGGGCAGCAUCUCUCCGUCAGCGACGCCGUUCCCGCACCGGAAGGGGAACCUGUACAACAUCCAGUACUACUCGUACUGGUUCGAGAAUGGCACUGCAGCAUUGGAGAAGCGGAUGACCUGGGUCAGAGGGUUGUACGGGCAGAUGGAGCCGUAUGUAUCCAAGAACCCAAGAACUGGCUAUAUCAAUUACAGGGACUUGGAUCUUGGGACGAAUGAGUUGGACAAUAAUGUGACUAGCUACGCCAAGGCGAGGAUCUGGGGGGAGAAGUAUUUUAAAGGUAAUUUUGAGAGGCUGGCAGCUGUGAAGGCCAUGGUGGAUCCUGAUGACUUCUUCAGGAAUGAGCAGAGCAUCCCUCCUCUUCCCGCUGCAAAAGGAUGGAGCUCCAUUUGA